Messenger RNA from Setaria italica (foxtail millet), 1168 nucleotides. RefSeq lists its product as uncharacterized. The transcript is spliced from 5 exons. Gene Ontology annotation, molecular function: SNARE binding. Bases 1 to 804 code for a protein of 267 amino acids. The record is from RefSeq and is a predicted model, not a curated record. Lineage: Eukaryota; Viridiplantae; Streptophyta; Magnoliopsida; Poales; Poaceae. Gene Ontology annotation, cellular component: endosome; lytic vacuole. Gene Ontology annotation, biological process: SNARE complex assembly.
AUGCACACGAAGAAAUCGUCAGAAGAUGUUGAGGAUCGGAGGGCACAGCUUUGCAUCAGCCUCAGAACAUUGUCCGUGGCAAGCAAAACUCUUGGCACAGCGCGCGGUAAUCUGGAGGAAGCUAAUAAUUUGCUGUCAGGGGAAAAUGGUUGUGGGUGCCUUAAAAAUAUCACACAGAAGUUACGGAUGAGACAACAAUAUAUGGUGACACAAGUUGCUUGGGUAUAUCCUGUGAGGCCUUUGGAUGAAAAAUCUCCGGAUCACAAGACUGGAUAUACCCCCAGCAUCAUCAAAACAAGCAAUGCUGAAUCAAUAUUGCCAGAUGGCUCUCAAAAAAGACCUCUGGCCAUAUUGGGUCUACAGUUACCAAAGCCUACUGCCAAAAAGACUGGCUACUUCGGGGACAGGACUGAUUUUCAGAAACCUUCUACUGUUCUGGGAUAUGUUGCACAUGCAGUCUCCCUCAUUGCAUCAUACCUCAAUGUUCCUCUUCGAUAUCCUCUGCGUUUUGGAGGUUCACGGUCAUAUAUUCUUGAUCAUUCGCCUUUAGUUGAGCCAUCAUCUAUGACCUCAGUUGUGAGUUCUGUCUCACCGAGCACAAGCAUGAGAACAAUGGAAUUCCCUCUGUUUUUCGAUGGCCAGGAGACUACAAGAUCAGCAUAUGCAAUAUUUUUGUUGAACAAGGAUAUCGAACAACUCCUGAACUACAUUGGCGCAGAAAGCCUUGGGCCAAGACACGUAUUAGCUAACCUGAAGCAGCUGACAACGAUCAUCCAGUCACAACAGUAUAUCUCUACUGAUUAGUUUGACCCAGAUACAGUUUUGGAGUUCUUAGUGUGUUCAGUCCGGACGCAGUUGGUGCUACUUUUUAACUAGCACCUUUUUCUUCUUGACCCCCCCACCAUUUGACACACAAGAGUCAGUAUGUUUCUGUGCUGAUGCGUUCACUGUAAAUGAGGAAUUCAUUAAAGUAGUUGGUGUAAAACGUUGUCACUUCCAGUUGUACAGGAAGGAUAUGGAUGAUAAACAAGAUACUGUACUACGGAGGAAGAAGAGAGGUGUUCAUGCCCCCCUGGUUUCCUUGUAUAUGUUUGACUGACGCAAGAGCGAGCAAUCUUUCUUGUACCUCGCACUGCAUUUCAGCAAAAUGAUGAGCUGAUUUGUUCAA